CGCAUCCUCCCCCGCUUCUUCUUCUUCUUCUCCGCCCUCCCCUCCCCAUCUCCCUCCUCCCUCUUCUUCCUCCUUCCCCCUACCAAACCCCGCCUCUUCUCCCUCCUCACCACCAAAUCCCACGUCGCUCUCUCCUCCCCCUCUCUCGAAACCCUAGAUUCCACCCCCGCGCCGCUCGAGGACGAUCCCUUACCGAUCCGGAUCCCCUUCGACAAGCUCUUCAUUCCCCCGGAGGUCGACCUUCCCCUCGGCGGCGCCGCCGCCCCCGCCUCCGCCGCGGCUGCUGCGAGCGGGAGGGUGCUCAAGGGGUCCAACAUCGUGCUCGGCCCCUACGCUAAGGAUGCUCAGGUUGUCACCGCCGAGUUCGUGAAGAGUAGUGUGAGGACCGAGGAUUGCCCUGCCGACGGCCUCCCCGAGUUCGCCCUCAUCGGCCGAUCCAACGUCGGCAAAUCCUCCCUCCUCAAUUCCCUCGUCCGCCGCAAGCGCCUCACCCUCACCUCCAAGAAGCCAGGAAAAACCCAACUCAUCAACCAUUUCCGAAUAAACGAUAGUUGGUACCUUGUUGAUUUGCCUGGAUAUGGCCUCCGUUGGCCUGAAGCGGAUCGUGCACGUUGAACCCUCCGACAACCUGAAGCAAACCCUCCGACAACCUAAAGCGGAUCUUGCACUAGUUCGUCAACGCGCGAGCCCUCUGACAACCUGAAGCAAACCCUCUACUCUGCAGCCCUCUCUCAUCAGUUCUAGAACUCUGCAGCCCAUUGCCCCUUUAGCCCUCUGUGAGCCGCGCCUAGUCUCUCUCUAUAAAAUGGGGUUAAGUAUCUCAAGGCACCAACAUUUGCACUUGUUGCGCCCCACACAUUUUUGAAGAAAAAGCGGAUCUUAUGUUCUCUUGAAGGUGUAACCUGAGAUUUCCCAAGCUUCAUGGAGGUUAGGAUAUUCUCCCGUACCUACUGUUUUGGCAUUUUUAUUUGCAUAGAAGUAAUGAUAUCACUCUUGUGUAAUUUCAAUCUUUGAAAUAACUCUGUAUUGUAUUUAAGUCACUUUCAACGGUGUUUGUGUUACAAUAAUAACUUCCCGACCAAGUUACAAAGAAUUUCUUAACUAACCUUUAAUUCAGCUACAACAAGAUCCCAACAAGCAAAAGAGGAAGGUAAGAUCACUUCCAGCCCACCAGAAUCUCAGCUACAUGAGGUAAUCAAGAGAAGUUCCAUCGAAACCAAAAACUAGCUAAAUUUCAUCUCAAUCCCCAAUAUUACCUCAAUUUGCCUCCCACUAACUUUGAAUCCAGCUGAAACCAAAGUCCUACAAGUUCCUCAGCUCCAGAGUAAGUAGAAGAACUCAAAGAAAUCCCCACUCCAAAUACAGAUGAUGCUGGAAUAGAAAUUAGAAUCAAAAUUCUAACGAAACCGACCAAAAAUCCAAUUUCCCCACAAAUCCUCUAAAUCACAUCAACCUACCUCUAAUCCAGCAGCAAGAAAUCAAUCCCCAAGCUCUUCUCCAUCAUCUACGGCUCGAGCAAGCUCCAAUUGAGCAAUGCAAAGGCUGCGUAGGGAGGAAAACAACAAGGUGCGCUAAGAGGAAAAAUGCAAGGAGCGAGAGAGGAGAAGGAGAAGAAAACUUGCUAAUAGUUGACACAAUGUUGCUGCUGCUGAUAUCCUGCGCUGGGAGUAAGGCACCAGGGAAUAAGAAAAAGAAGUGUGAAAGAAAGAAAAGGAAAUGGAGUAGUUCUCAGCCAACCACUACAGUCCAAACUUUCCUAUUUAGGGUGGUUGGCACUUGCAUAAAAUGUGCCUUAAGCACAACUUAAUAAAAACUUACCUAUACAUCAGCUAUUCUUGUAACUAAGGUGUAAUUUAAAAAGUAUAAAUUUAACUGGCGUGAAAACAUAACUAGUCGACAAUCUGAGCAUUGGGGAUUCAUUAGUCAAAAUUUGAGCAUUUCACGUUUUGGCCAGAAUUGGAUUACCCUCCAUACUGUUUAGGGGACUUUUAAUUACUUAUUCAUCAUGUUUGAACAGUGUACUAUGCUAUUAUACAUUGUAUAAUUUUAUUUUAGUUUUUAUCUUAAGGACCUAUCUUUUAAAAAUAUAAGUUGCCUACUAUU
Molecule: messenger RNA, 2103 nt
Organism: Ananas comosus (pineapple)
Lineage: Eukaryota; Viridiplantae; Streptophyta; Magnoliopsida; Poales; Bromeliaceae
Product: GTP-binding protein At2g22870-like
Exons: 6
Molecular function (GO): GTP binding
Source: RefSeq, a predicted model, not a curated record